Molecule: messenger RNA, 3782 nt
Organism: Lethenteron reissneri (Far Eastern brook lamprey)
Lineage: Eukaryota; Metazoa; Chordata; Hyperoartia; Petromyzontiformes; Petromyzontidae
Cellular component (GO): nucleus
Molecular function (GO): DNA binding
Source: RefSeq, a predicted model, not a curated record
GACAUGAAACAACUUUUAUUGGACAGAGACAUUGAGAGAGACAGAGAGACAGGGAGAGAGAGACAGAGAGAGACUUUUGACUUUUACACAACUUUUAUUGCCGCCAGCAGCAACAGCACUGGAGGCGAUUUCGAUUCGAAAUACACAAAGUCACCAGCAACACAAAUAAAACAAGCCCCGCGCACACCCCCCUCGGGUCCCGCGCACGCUGGCGGCGUGCGCGCCUUUUUGUUUCAGCGAGUUUCCUUUUUGUUUGUUUGACCUUAGGGCGACUGGUGGUGGUUGUUGUUGUUGUCGUCGUCUUCUCUCCACGGAAAUCCGAGAGGCGGCGAAUCGGCGCCGGGUGCGACGCCUUCCCCGAACGCGCAUGGCAGGAGCAGCAGGAGCAGCAGGAGGAGGAGGGCGGCAAGAUGCCGACCCCCUCGUCCCCCACGUCUCCCUGCCGCCUGCCCGCCGCCCGGGCCCCCACGCGGGCACCGCAAUCCCCGCCGGUGCUGCUGCUGCUCCUCCUGCUGCUCCUGCUGCUGCACCCACCGUGGCUAAUCAGUGGGUGUCGUUGCGAGCUUCUCCUCCUCCUCCUCUUUGACGAUACUUUCAUGCCUUGUCGUUACGGAAUGGGGAAGCAUUUCUACAACGGUGGUGGUGGGGGAGAUGUUAAUGUGAUGUUCACCGCGUUUUAGGUGCUUUUGAAAACCGCGUUGAACGACUGCACAUCGUUGACCCGGCGUGUUAGACAAUCGAGUUCCCCGUGCUGCCAGUGACUCGUGGGACGAUGCUCUCUCUAUCUCUCUACCUCCAGCCGCACCGUUCGCAAGAUGAAGUUGUGAACGCAUUCAUUGUUUUGCCUUUUUGAAACUCGUCCCCCGCCCGACCCCUGACCCCCGUCGACCAUGGCCCCGAAGCGCAAGGGAGGCGACAGGGUGGCAAAGAAGCGGGUGAAGCGUGCGAAAAAGAUCAUGCCCCUGAGUGAAAAGGUCGCUUUGCUGGACCGCCUGGCCCGGGGUGAGAGCGCCGCGUCGGUGGGUCGUCUCUACGGCGUCAACGAGUCGACGGUGCGAUACAUCAAGAAGAGCGAGGUGGCCAUCCGUGCCAGCGUGAGCGAAUGUGUGCCCAGGUCCGCGAGAGCGUCGUUCUACACCCGCGACCCGCACAUGGAGAAGAUGGAGAGGGCCCUGAAUCUCUGGAUCGAGGAUCAGACGCGGAUGGGUGUCCCCUUGAGCGGCGUGGAUAUUCGUGACCGGGCCCUGCGGUUUUACGAGCGCUCGGUGCAAAGUUCUUGCGGCGAGAGCAGCAGCAGCAGCAACAACAGCGGUAAGAAGUCACGCACCCCAUUUGCGGCGAGUAAGGGAUGGUUCGAAAACUUUAAGAAGCGAUAUUCGCUACAAAACGUCAAGUUGGUCGGCGAGUCGAUGGAUACCGUGGCUGAUGAAGCGGCUUAUCGUGUGUGCCAUAAGAAGGUGGUGGACGAGGAGGAUGAGGAUUGCAAACCCGGACAGGUGUUAGACGUGGACGAGCUGGGCUUGUUUUGGAAGAAGAUGCCCACGAGGACGUACAUCUCCAAGGAGGAACGCUCGGGAUCGAAGGCGCCCAACGACGACGACGGACCGAGCCUCCUCUGCGCCAGCGACGUGCCCGGUUCGCCGUCGUCGCUCCACGGCGACCCGAGUCGGCUUGCCGGGGUGGCCAGGACCGCCGGUGCGGAGGAAGCGCACGAGGAUCUGCAAGGUGCUGAUCUCGUUGUGCUCAUAGAGUCGCGCACCGAGGAGGAGGAGGACCUUAAAGAACGCAUCAAGGCAGGCGAUGGCGAGAGUGGUGAUGAUGGGGAAGAGGAGGAUUAUGCGAGCGGUAAGUCUCGGCUGAAUUUGAAAACGCUGGCAGAGAUUAUGCAACUGGCGUCGGAACUUAAGGACAAAGUGUUCGAGGCGGACCCGCUGGUGGAGCGGAGCGUGCGAUUCAAGAGGGAGAUGGACGCCGUGUUGGAUCCCUACCGGGAGGUUUACAAGGACCUGUGGAGGAAGGCGAAGCGGAUGCCAAUCGCAAGUUACUUUCAAUCGCAUUCAUCCGCCGUCUGCGACAGCACCACCACCACCAUCCUCGGCGAGCCACUGCCCGGCACCUCCAGCUGGACCCAGGAUCGCCCCGCUCCUCCCCGGGAUCUUCCCGUGAUGAUCCGCAAGAAGGACUCACGUCACCAUCAUCAUCAUCAUUAAAGCUUCAGGGCGGCACGAGACGCCCAGGAACCACGUGACCACCACGAGGGGGCGGGGCGGCAAGAACCACGUGACCACCACGAGGGGGCGGGGCGGCAAGAACCACGUGGAGCCGAGACGGAGGGAGACGCCCACGUGGUGGCACUUGGGAACCACGCGAAUGUUUGAAGGCUUUGGACAGUUUUUUUGUAUUGUUUGGUGAUGUGUUGCGGAUGGUUUUCGUUUUUAAUUUAGGUCGGCUCCUUCUUAAGCCUGUUUCGCGGCCGGCCAUGGGGUUGCAGCCUCCAUCCAGCGUUCUGGUGAAACCGUGAAAGAGAAAGUUUUGAAUGUGUGCGUGGGGUGGUGUGAAAAUUCGGUGACGCGUUGCGGCGACAAGGUUGUCGUUCCAAGUUGUUAACGUGUGGCGAUCUCUUUGAGUUGAUUCCAACUUUUAUUCACCACAUCUCUUGCUCUCUUGUUUCCUCUGCCUCUUGGCCGUGUCACGUGAGCGCAAAGAUUCACCGCGUCUCAAAAUGUUUUCGUUAGUCGCGUCAAGUUAUUGAUGUUCCUGUGUAAUAUGAAUUGGGCGAUUUUCUGCAUUUCGAUGUUUGGCUAAUACCGGUUACAUUGCUUUAGCUGUGGGCUGUAACACGAAAACACACUCCACACAGGGGCCAUAGGAAACCCACGCGCUUGCUGAGGCAUGAGGGUUACCGCUGUGUCUCCCACUUGUAACAAAUGCCUUUCUAACACCUUGUUAAGUGUGGCAAUGUUAUCUCUCAGAGUGGCCCAGAUGGCUUGUGAUUGACCAUUUAAUUUUCAAAAACUUAAUAUAUUUUUUUUAAGUAAGAUUGAUUUAAAACAGAAAUGAAUAUGCAAAGGAACAAAAACAUGUUUGGGGGGUCAAUUAGUUAUGGGGGGGGGGGCUCACAAGACAUCUGGACCACCCUGUAGACUUGGUAACCCAAGAGGGGGCGGUUUGGGAGCGCGGAUUGAUUGAGGGGCCACCAAACCCCCCAAAAACGAAGAGAGCCACUGUCGGGCGUUUGCAUCAUCGCGAGACCGCGAGAGAUGCCGACGGCUUGGGGGGGGGGGGGAUGCCUUCGUCCAACAGUGGAUAGAUUGUGUUUGAAUGAAAAUGUGUAGGUCUUUCGUACCAUGGGUUGAGAGGCAAAGACUGGGACUAGACCGGACCCCUGACGCGGGGGAGGGAGCUUGCGUUAUUCCUGAAACCAAAUCCUAACCCAAUAAAUGCGUACCUGUAACGUAACUUGAUAAAAAAAAAUAGCUAAAGGGCGAUUGUCUGAAAUGUCGUCCGUUACAUUUUUUUUUACUUUUUAAUGCCACAGUUAUUGACGACCGUGUUGAGUUUGUUAUUUUUGCAUUUGUACCACCACCAACGCAGCGUCACCGAAUGCGUUAAGAUUUGCCGCCGAUUUCGCUCAACGAUACAAGUUUUCACGAUGAUCGCGAUAUCGGUUAUCCUUUUGUAAUUCAAUUUCACAAUUAUAUCGUCACGAUGGGCUUUGAUGUACUUCAAGUAUGAAUAAAGAUGUUUUAACUGUGAAUUCAACUGGAUUUCACACAACACAA